This is a messenger RNA of Diorhabda carinulata, 484 nucleotides long. RefSeq lists its product as uncharacterized. Lineage: Eukaryota; Metazoa; Arthropoda; Insecta; Coleoptera; Chrysomelidae. The record is from RefSeq and is a predicted model, not a curated record. The transcript is spliced from 3 exons. The coding region runs from base 46 to 426 and encodes 126 amino acids.
UUCAAAUUUACGUAUAUACAUUCUACGUUUAACGUUUUUUUAACAAUGCAUCGUUUACGUAUUUGUUUCAUAUUUUUUCUAGUUCUGCAUAUGCGAUAUGGCUAUGCAAGUUUCAAAUGUUUCUCAUGCGUUGGUGGGCCAAACACGAAAUGUGCGCGAGAACUAAGUCAAGACGAAACGGAAAAUUGUGAAACACAGUGUUUUGAAACAUAUAUAGAGUAUCAAAGUGGUGUAUUUCCGUUGGUAGAACGUAGAUGCUGGGAUAAACCUGCAAAUACUAAUAAACGGAAUUAUUGUGAAUGGUUACCAUCUCAAUCAAGAAUUUUAAACACCAACGCUACAAUAAAAAGUUGUUCGACUUGUGAGUCAUCUAAAUGUAAUAAUAACCAAAAACUUGCUCCUGUAAUGCCGACCUGCAAAGCCUGAUAUUGUUUUUAGAAUGUUUAUUCAUUUUAUGUAAAAUAUUAAAUAUAUUUGAAACGUA